GGCACCGUGUCGAGCUCUCCACUGCACGCCAUCUCUCCGGUUCACACGCCAUGCAAACCCGAAGGCAAAAUGCUACGUGACUGGCAUGGCGUAGAAUCUCAGAAAUCCGUCGCGUGUCUGCGUUCCUCCUGCUUCCUAUAGCCUAAUCUCCUGCUGACGUCUUCGGGACACUGCAGAACAGCGUCGAGAUCUCAGGGAAUACAUCAAGAGUUAGCACUGACUGCGCCCUGAGUGGACCGUACCAGCAUGCCAGAGCAAAGCAAUGACUACCGUGUGGUGGUGUUCGGGGCUGGAGGUGUUGGCAAGAGCUCCCUGGUCCUUCGUUUCGUGAAGGGCACGUUCAGGGACACGUACAUCCCCACGGUGGAGGAUACGUACCGGCAGGUGAUCAGCUGUGACAAAAGUGUGUGCACAUUGGAGAUCACUGAUACGACAGGCAGCCACCAGUUCCCAGCAAUGCAGCGCCUGUCCAUCUCCAAGGGUCACGCGUUCAUCCUGGUGUACUCUAUCACGAGCCGCCAGUCACUGGAGGAGCUCAAACCUAUCUACCAGCAGGUGCUGGCUAUUAAGGGCAACGUGGAGGGCAUCCCAAUCAUGCUGGUGGGCAACAAGAGCGACGAGAGCCAACGUGAAGUCGAGACCAAGGAAGGGGAGGCGCAGGCCAACAGCUGGAAGUGUGCCUUCAUGGAGACAUCAGCUAAGACCAACCACAAUGUCACCGAGCUCUUCCAGGAGCUGCUCAACCUGGACAAGAAGCGCGACAUGAGCCUCAACAUGCGUUCCAGCAAGCAACGCAGGGCUGACAAGCUGAAGGCCAAGUGCAGUGUCAUGUAGAGAUGGUUCAAGUGGUGGAGAAAGAAGGAGCUGAGUCAUUUCAACAAUGACAUGACUGGAUGAAAAUGUACAAAAGUCACUCAUCACAUUAGUCCCAUUUCUUUGGAUCUGAAUCAGGUAUUCUUCGGUGCACGGUUGACCAACCAGACUCUUUUCUCUUUUCAUUUAUUCUCUUCGAUGGUUUAUUUAGCUCCUGUAACAACCACUAGAAUCAAGGGAAGUCUUAAAGUCCCUCUACCAUCCGAUUGAGUUGACUCGGACAUCUUCAGUAUUAACUCUGUCCUUCUCCCCUCUCCACCUGCUCAUGUACAGCUUUACUCAACAAGGUUUGUUUUCAGGCGGUAACAAAAACCCUCAUCAUCAUCAUCAUCAUCACGGUCAUGAAUAGGGCUUUGUGUCUUGUAAAGGAUUUCAUUCAAAACUCAAAUAGAAAAACGUCUUGAACCGGUUAUGCACUUUAUCAUGUUCUCAAUGGGCGAAUGAGACCACAAGCGCAACAAGGUGACCGCAUUAUCCAGCUCUUCCAAAUUAGACAUUACAACAGCACAAAAGCAUGUUAGAAAUUAAAAGAUUUGGGUUCACAGACUUUUCUUUGUUGGCUUUGUAAUAGUACAAACAGGUUCGACAAGCCAACAUGAAUAGUGAACAAUGCACAUUUGAUCAUGUAGAAACUACCUUCCUACUCAUUGUGAUAAUAGAGUUGUCAUCAAAUACAGAGCUUUACUUAAACAAAGCACAGCAAAGCAGAUUUAAAUAUCGAAAGCAUUUUUUCCCCCAAUGUUGGUGGCACGCGAAAACCUGAAAUAUGCAUUAAUCAUUAAUCUAACUGAAACAUUUAACCUGUGCGUGAAAUCUAACUGUGUAUUAAUCUCAUUUGUAUUGGAU
This is a messenger RNA of Neoarius graeffei (lesser salmon catfish), 1719 nucleotides long. RefSeq names its product DIRAS family, GTP-binding RAS-like 1a (gene diras1a). The transcript is spliced from 2 exons. NCBI's taxonomy places the organism in Eukaryota, Metazoa, Chordata, Actinopteri, Siluriformes, Ariidae. The coding region runs from base 247 to 834 and encodes 195 amino acids. Gene Ontology annotation, cellular component: plasma membrane. Gene Ontology annotation, biological process: signal transduction. Gene Ontology annotation, molecular function: GDP binding; GTP binding; GTPase activity. The record is from RefSeq and is a predicted model, not a curated record.